Messenger RNA from Megalobrama amblycephala (Wuchang bream), 5101 nucleotides. RefSeq names its product NUAK family, SNF1-like kinase, 1a (gene nuak1a). Gene Ontology annotation, biological process: intracellular signal transduction; microtubule cytoskeleton organization; protein phosphorylation. Gene Ontology annotation, cellular component: cytoplasm. Bases 979 to 2838 code for a protein of 619 amino acids. The record is from RefSeq and is a predicted model, not a curated record. NCBI's taxonomy places the organism in Eukaryota, Metazoa, Chordata, Actinopteri, Cypriniformes, Xenocyprididae. Gene Ontology annotation, molecular function: protein serine/threonine kinase activity; tau-protein kinase activity; ATP binding. The transcript is spliced from 7 exons.
AGUUUAGGAACACAACACAAACAAAAAACAAACAAUGGACAACGGGAGAAGAACAACCAGACAUUCAGGAUAUGAUGCCAUGUCUAGUGGAUUUCAAGGAAAUACAAACCAGAGAUUCUUCAUUAGAAAAGCCAUUGCAGCACCUGCUCCAAUGCAUUAAACCGAGUCAAUAGCAGCACAGGAAGUUGUACCUAAUAGAAAGAGCUUGUUUAGAUAAUACAGAGAGAAAGACUGAAUGUUCUUGAAGUUUAUGGAUGUCUUGUUAAAUAUUUGUACUUUGCACUUAAAUACGUUCAUAUGUUAAUAUUAUUAGCUAUUCUGUCAUAUGUUUAAAUUACUAUUACAUUAUUAUUAUUAUUUUGUUUAACUUUUAAUUAUUACUGGACAACACAUGCAUAGCCUACAUUAUUUGUGUCUGGAAAAGCUUUAUUCACAGAAAUGUUGGCUACAGUAAUUCGUCGUGCCAAUAAAGCACAUGAAAUAGAAGAAUAAUUGAAAGAGAAAGUGAUGAAAGGAAAGUACUGACCAAACCUAACAAAAUACAGUUAAGUGGUCUCCAUUACGCCAUUAUUCCAUUAGAGAGAGAGAGAGAGAGAGAGACCUGCUAUCAUAACUCCGCCUCCGGCUUCAUCCAGGCUGCAUUCUUUACUCCUGUAGUCUUUACUCUGGAGAAAAGGGAAAAGAAGGGGAGGAGAAACACGCGCCGGUAGUGGGAUGGACGGGAAAGCAUGGAGUCCGCUCGCGCAUAUUUGAGCUGACAGAGGCGAGACAAGCGCAUCCCGACACGAGAGCUCUGAACACUUCACCGAUGAAUGAAUGACGGGUCGCUCUCCUUAGACGGCCCCCCAAAACCUCUGACCCCAUUCAUCAGCUUAAAUAACGACUGAACACUGAGUUCGGGAUAUUUGCGACUUUCUACAGCAUCUCAGCGGCGAUCUUAAGAUUUACCGAGCAUCUGGACGCGUCGCUGAGGAAGCCAUGGACACGGAAUCGUCCCAGUUAGGGAGUAACGGAGCGAAUGAAAGUGAGCUUCUACCGGUAGACUAUCCGGGAGGAGAGAUGCCAGCUUCUCUCGGUGAACGGAGAGGGUCCAGCGUGAAGAAACAUCACCACAAACACAACCUGAAGCACCGCUACGAGCUGUUCGAGACCCUCGGGAGAGGUACAUAUGGAAAAGUGAAAAAAGCCAUAGAGAGGCACACUGGACGAGUGGUGGCGAUUAAAUCCAUUCGUAAGGAGAAGAUUAAAGAUGAACAAGACAUGGUGCACAUCCGCAGAGAGAUCGAAAUCAUGUCUUCUCUCCGCCAUCCACACAUCAUCUCUAUAUACGAAGUUUUCGAGAAUAAGGAUAAGAUUGUGAUCGUGAUGGAAUAUGCCAGUAAGGGCGAGCUGUACGAUUACAUCAGUGAGCGCCGAAGGCUCAGUGAAAGGGAGACGAGACACUUCUUCAGACAGAUUGUCUCUGCUGUCCAUUAUUGCCACAAGAACGGAGUAGUACACCGAGAUCUCAAGCUGGAAAACAUUCUCCUGGACGAAAACGGUAACAUUAAGAUUGCAGAUUUUGGUUUGUCCAACCUCUACCACAAGGACAAGCUUCUUCAAACGUUCUGCGGCAGCCCGCUGUAUGCCUCCCCAGAGAUUGUGAACGGACGACCAUAUAGAGGCCCAGAGGUUGACAGUUGGGCGCUGGGCGUAUUACUCUACACUCUUGUGUACGGAACAAUGCCCUUCGACGGAGGAGACCACCAAAGACUCAUUCGUCAGAUCAGCAAUGGAGAGUACAGGGAACCGCCACAGUCAUCAGAUGCUCGUGGUUUGAUCCGCUGGAUGUUGAUGGUUAAUCCAGAGCGCAGGGCUACAAUUGAGGACAUUGCAAAUCACUGGUGGGUGAACUGGGGCUGGAAGACCAGUGUAUGUGACUGCCAAACACAAAGGGAAAACAGCUCCCCCAUGCUUGCCCGCUUCAUUGACUGGCAGAACCGCACCGAGGUCCGUCCUGGCAAAGCCCAGCGCCCAGAGUCUGGUACCAAUAAUGUCACUAAUACAGCCUUGACUCCAGCCCGACGUUUGAGAAAGUCCAUGAAGGAGAACGAUGUUGGAAUGUGGGGUGUUGCGGAGGAUAAGCCGGGCCUCAAGAGACCAAAGAGCAUCCUGAAGACUCGGUCAACCAGUGGAGACCAACGAUCUCAGAGUCUGUGUGAAUUAGAGCUCAGGCGGUCCAUUUGCUACCAAGACGUUGAGUCCGGCUCCAGUCCGGAGCGAGAGGACACUCUAGGUGGCUCGCCAGCCAAAAUUGUGUCCAUGUUACCUAAGAAAGGCAUUCUGAAAAACAAUCAGCAGCGCGAGUCUGGGUAUUACUCCUCACCAGAGCGCAGCGAGUCCUCCGAACUGUUAGGGGGCGCUACUGUACAGCCACCUAACAGCUCACCGCCCAAACGGUCUGUCGGGAGGAAAGGAAUACUGAAGCGUAAUGGGAAAUAUUCCACACACAGUGCUGUAGGAGUCCAUGGGGAGGUCCCGGCAGACUCAACCCUCUCACGGAGCCAAAGCAGACCCUCUAGCAUUGUGUUCGAGGAGACGGGUCUCUCCAGCAUGGGCUUGGACUGGCCGCCUGCCUCUCCGAAACCCAACAUCCGGGGCUCGCUGUCUGCUGAAGACUUGCUGCAGAUGGCUGGGUUUAGGGGCCUUCAGACCGUUGCACCCCUUCCCGGUGGAAAGGGUGCCCGCAGCCCUCCUGGCUCCCCUGGAGACAACGGCAGCUUCUCCUUGCUGGCCGAUCUGGAUGAUGUUACCCAGGUGUACCAGAAAGCCCUGGACAUCAGCAGCCAGCUGAGCUAGACUUGGACAAAAAGGCUGAAUAUAUACGGAGAGACUGGAAGAGUGAAUGAUUCCCAGCUUGUCCUCGUCACAGUGCUGCUAGGUAAAUGUUUACAGGUCGAGAAGCGGGACAUUUCAAAUCUCCAUUCACCAACUCGCGUUGAUGAGCAUUUCUCAUGAUAUACUCGUUUUAAACUCGACAGUUGAGGGGGAACAACAGAAGCACUUUAAAGCGGAGCUGUUCUCCGAGACGCAGCACGUAUGAGAGCUGGGACCGUGUUAUUUAAAAGUUAUUUAUCUGUCAUUUGUGUUUUGGCCAUUUGAAAAUGCCAAGGCCAUUUCACAGUCCUUGGGAGAGUGUUUUCAUCGAUACAGGUCAAAUUAUGAAAAGUGUUUGAUAAAGGCCAUUUGAACAUCUGUAUAAUAAAUUCUCAUUGUAAAAUACCAGCGAUUUCAGUGGAGUACAUGCACAACAGUCCAUCAUCAGUAAUGCUAAGACUUAAAAGAAAGUAAUGUUUUCAAGAAUUUGGAGGGAUUUGAGUUUAAUAUACAGAAAUAAUGGUAGCACUUUAUUUUGCAGUCCUGUUUCCCAUGUACAUACUAUGUACUUAUUAUAGUAAUUACAAUAACUGGGUAAUAACUAGGUACUAAUCCUGAACCUACCCUAAACCCAUGUAGUUACCUUAUAUUAGUACUUUCUUAGGUAAGUACACGUAAGUGCACGUACUGUAAAAUAAACUGCAACUGAAAUAAGAACAUUUUCUCUUUAUUAUUAUCUUUUGUAAACUGUUUUGACAACACUCACAAAAAGUACCAAAAGGUAUACGGUACUACCAUGGAGUUAAGAGUUAAUUUUGGCAGCCCUAAAAUACUACAUACAAGAAUAAAAAAUAACCAAAUAAACUGAAAAAAACUAAAAUGUGAAAAUUGAAAACAAAAUGGAAAAUUGUAUUUAUCAAAGUUAUAAUAAACCCGCCUUGGAGUAUAGUGUUAAUUUCAUUACUAUGCCAUAUCAGAGUACCAUGAUAUUAUCAUUUAAUGCCAUCACUGUACCAUGGUACUUACUAUUUUGUAAGAGAAGUUAGUGGAUGUUAUAGAGGGUACCAAAAACAUACUGAUCCCAGAGCUCAUUUUUAACUCAUUGUGACAGAGCCAUGCAAACGUUGACAUAUCUCUGAGAUCAGAUAGAGAGCAACUAGUGGAACAAAAACACAUGAAAGGUCAAAGGGCAAAGGUUAUGUCAGUGUUAUGAUACCAUACAUUCUCUCUUACAAGCACACACACACAAUGCUACUGCACACGGGCAAUUAUAUGAGCUCCCUGAAGCAUGAAAGUGUGGAAGGACAAACUUUGACCUAUGGUGUAAUUCUGGUCCAGAAAUGACCUGAAUUUCAACAACAUAUGCCAUUUAAGACAGGAAAAGAGAUGUCAGACUAUUCUUUUCAUGAGGUGGAGUGUUAAAAGACAUUAUGAAAACAAAGAUUAAGAAUGAAAAGGUUUCAUUUAAAAAAUGGGAAUCAAAAGGUCGUGUUUCGAACUGUAAAAUCUUCAGGAAGUAGUAUAUAUUGUGCAUGUGCAAUUGUUUUACUGUUCAGCAAGCCGAGAUAAACUGAAGAUACUAUGCCAUUUUUCCAGUAUUUUCUGUUUGUUUUUGGUAGUUUAAUUUCUACAAUUGCUCAAACGUGCUUAAUUUCAAAAUAUUGGUUGCAUGAGGCAUUUCUACUAUAGGUUAAGUGUGAACAACAGCUUUAAACUUUAAGUAUGUGCUUAAUAUUAAAAUCUUUGUUAAGAUAUACAAGGCAUUUCUGUAAACCUAAGCAUCAAUGUGGCAGUUUUAUAUGAAGUACAGUGUAACCAUUUAAAUAUAUAUAUGAAAUUAACUGGAAAAAGAAUUUUAUCCUAUAGGAUGUCUGUUAUUAUAGGCCAUUGAGAAAACUUGACUGGAUAUACUACAUAUUUAAAUUUUGCUAUUUAAUGCAUCUUGUAUUAUAUAUUGUACAUUGUCAUGGCUUUUUGUUAUUCUGUACUUUUUUUUUCAACUUUGACUUACGAUUGUCUUGAUUUGUGCCUUCAUUGACAUAAGAUUGUGCUGAUAAUGUUAAUUUUAUUCUCAGUUUAAAUAAUUUGCAGCAUUGUUUUUAAAGGUUUUAAAUAGGCAUCCAUGGAAAAGAAGAUUGUCUGUAUGGUUUGUUAUAAGCACAGUUAGGUGGUGUAUUAAACCGCACUGUGCUGUUUGUGCUCAGUGCAAAACAGUCACUUCUUCUAAUAAAUGUCUCGAUUUAAA